Stomoxys calcitrans (stable fly) is the source of this 3837-nucleotide messenger RNA. RefSeq names its product tetratricopeptide repeat protein 37. Lineage: Eukaryota; Metazoa; Arthropoda; Insecta; Diptera; Muscidae. Gene Ontology annotation, cellular component: Ski complex. Bases 47 to 3760 code for a protein of 1237 amino acids. The record is from RefSeq and is a predicted model, not a curated record. The transcript has 14 exons. Gene Ontology annotation, molecular function: protein binding.
GUUUCUGCCGCAAUAACUAAAUUUGCGAUAUAGAAACGACACAAUUAUGGCUACUAAAGAAAUGAAAACUCUUUUAAAAGAAAUACGAGAAGCUAUAAAAUCAGAAAAAUAUGAGGAGGCCAUUAAAAAGUGUCAAGAAGUGCUUAAGACUGAACCCACAAGCUAUAUGGGUCAUCUUUUGAUGGGAGCUGCUUACCAAAAUUCAAAUAAACAAGAAGCAGCCAAAUAUUUACGGAAAGCUGUUGAGUAUUCAUCACCCCAACCGCCAACUGUUGCUCUACAGGGUUUGUCGAAUUGUGCCCCCACCGAGGAAUUGCCAAAAAUCUAUGAACAGUUGAUACAGCUGGUGCCAGAAAAGCAUUUGGAUUAUUUCGAAAAAUUAUACAAUGUCUCCACAUCAUAUGCCAAAAUUGCUCCCGAAUGCUUGGAGAUUUUCAAACGUCUUAUUGCGAACCCGGAUUUGGAGUCGCAUAAGGCUAUUCUACUCAAGUAUUAUGGUAGAGUGGUAAUGCGAUAUGAUUUUUCCAUCGAGGCAGAGGAUGAAAGUGUGUAUAAAUCAUGUUUGGAGGAAAUUAUAAGCGAUAACACUUUAGGCGAUCAUUUGCCUGCCCACAAACGUUAUCUCAAGCUACUCUACAAACAACAGCAAUUGGAUAUAUGCCUGGCCAAUGCAUGUAAACUGGUUGAAUUUUAUCCCGAUGAUAUUUAUGCCUACGAAUGGAUAUGCAAAAUUUAUUGUGAAAACUAUGACACUGGAAAUAGCUCUUUAUUGGAGAAUCUCGCACAACCCAUUGAGGUUUAUGCUUCAAAACUUUCAGUAUUAAAUCCACAAUCAGGUUUGGCCCUACUCAUACAGGCCAUAGACAAAUAUAGAGCCGAACAAUAUGUAGCUGCCCGAGAUUGUUUGUAUAAAGUGCUUGUGAUACAACCAAACUACUCUGUGGCUAUGCGCCUAUUGGCUUGCACAGAAAUGCAAUUAGAAGCCUAUGGCUUGGCAGAUGCACUGUGGCAACAGUUGAGCGAUACAACUAGUGUUGACUAUGCAAUUUGUGUGUCUUAUGGCGAAGAUCAGGAAAAACUAAGCGCAGCUGUGGAGAUUCUGAAGGCCCAAGAGAAAUCGGAAGAUGUUGUAAGAGGUUUAGCGAGGUGCUACUUUAAGUUGGGGGACGCACGCAAUCUUAAUCGUCUACAAAUGAGCGACCUGUGUAAAGCGGAGUUCCUAUACUAUGAUUCCCCCGAUGAGGCUAUUCAAUUUCUGGGCUCAACUUGGGAAGAUUUAGAAACAUUUCCAGCCCUCGUUCUAAGAGGCAACUAUUAUUAUCAGUUGCAGGACUACAGUAGUGCGUUGAUGUGUGUUCUGAAAGCAACUCGCUUACGUCCAUAUAGCUCCGAAUGUUUUUAUCAUUUGGGAAAAAUAUAUUUUGCCUCGAACGAUUUGGUACGUUCUCGUAAAUGCUUUGAGAAAUGUGUAACCUUAAAUCCCCUAAAUGAGGAUGCUGUGGAAAGUCUUUCGGCCAUUUAUCAGCAAUUUGGCGAAGAGGAUUUGAAUGUUGCCUUACUUCUGAAUACUCUGAAGCGGCUAAAAACUCCCAAGAAGUUCAAACACAUUCACUAUAAACUUGGCUUACAUUAUUUGAAUGUGAAUAACUGCGAUGAGGCCAUACAAUGCUUCCGUAAUGCCAUUAAACACGACGUAUCUUGCAUGAUUUAUUGGGAGUCUUUGGGAGAUGCGUACGCCGUUAGAGGUUCUUACAAUUCGGCCAUAAGAGUAUUUCAAAAAGUUUUGGAAAUGGAGCCUACCAACAUCUAUGCCAAACUGCAGAUGGCCAUAAUGAAAACCACCAUACGAAUGUAUUCGGAUGCUAUAGAGGAUUUUGAGAAUCUGCUCAAGGAACACACCGAUUAUUUGCCUGCCCUGAAGGGAAAGGCAGAAGCUCAUAUAGGUUUGGCAAAUUUUCUUAAUUCGGAACAUCGUUAUGGCCGUGCUAAGGAUCAUCUACAAAUGGCCGUUAAUAUGCUACAGAGAUGUUUCUUGAAUCCUGAAAACUUAAACAUGGUUUGGUUAUGGCGCCUGACAGCGAAAGUUUUUGUUUCUACCGCCCGAAUGCCAGAGUCUUUGGCCAAUCUGGAUGUUAGCGGAAAAUUGGCCAAGCGAGAUUCGGACAUUGCAUUCCUAACACGCAAAGAUUUGCUGAACUUAGCUUUGAGAUUCUACACUUGUGCCUUGAAGUUGAAACAAAACACUUAUCUCUGGUAUGAGCUAGCCUUGUGCUCUUACUACAGUGCAAAUAUCUUGACGGAAGACGGACAGUCCCAUUUGGAAAUGGCCACCAAAGCUUGUCAAAUGGCUAUUAAGGAAGACCCAAAUAGAUGGCACAAUUGGAAUCUUUUGGGGGUCAUAAAUUUGCAUUUACUUGUCAACAAUUUACCUAUGGCCCAGCAUUGCUUUGUCCAAGCUCUGAAUUUAGAACGCAAAUCCUAUACCACAUGGACCAAUUUGGGAGUGUUGUAUUUGAAAUUGAAUGAAAUCAAAAUGGCAAAUCAAGCUUUCCAAAGAGCUCAACAAUCGUCGCCUGUUUAUGGCAAUGCCUGGAUUGGUCAAGCUAUGAUUGCUGAAUGCAUCAACGAAGAGGAGGAAGCUGUCGAUCUGUUCCGUCAUUGUCAACAGUUUGAGUAUCAUCCGGAAUCGUCUUUGGGCUAUGCGCAUUGGGUGUGCCAUAUUCUAUCGGACAAGGAGAAAUGUAUGCUGCCCCAUUAUAAACAUGCCGUGGACUCCAUGUACGCUGAUGUUGUGGCAUUUGAUGCCAUAAACUGGUAUACCAUCAACGAGGAAAACGAAGCAUCCACAAGUGCUUGGUCAUUUCUGGGCUUUCUGUGUGAUCGACAUAGGCUCUAUAGGCUGGCAACCAAAGCCUACGCCAAAGCAGCUGAAAGAUCCAGUGGUGCGGAGCGCGAUUUGAUGUAUACCAAUUUGGGCUAUAGUCAUUUGCGAUUGAACGAACCAAACGAGGCCAUAAUAGCUUUCAACAAAAUUGCCCAUGCUUCGUUUAAGCCAAUGAUCGGCUUGGCCUUGGCAUAUUAUAAAGCAGGUCAGCAUCAAGAAUCAUAUUCGGUCUAUAAGUCAGUGCUGAAAACCGUUGCUGGCAUUGAAGAUGACAAAGCUUCAAGAAUUUUGGUGGCAAUGGCCUCAAUGGUCUAUGCCUUUCAGGGCGAAGCUGAUACCAAGACAAUAUUGUAUCAAUGCAUUCUUUUGAAGGAUUCUCCUAUACAGGCCUUAUUUUCCGCCUGUGCCUUGGGCAUUUUACAUCAAGACAAUCAGUUAUCCGAAACCAUAUUGACCGAGUUGAAGAAACGGGAAAACUCGGAAGAGCAUGUUGCCGAUAUAGCCUUCUUAACAGCCCAAUACUAUUUGGUGAAUAAACAACCACGCAAGGCCUUGUCCUAUUUGAUGACUAGGGUGCACAUUUUCCCCAAUUGCUCCCAACUGCGUAAGGUAUUGGCCAAUUUCCUUCUGGAUAACUAUGGUGGCAAACGUCAAUACGAAAAUGCAACCAGUCAAAUAGCAUUGAGUGCCAUAACACUGGUGCAUGCUAGCAAAACAAAAAAGAGCAAUGCUAUGGAAGAUUCUCAAACUUUAUUGGUUGCCAGCAAGGCUCUAGAGCCUGUUGAUAAAAAUCGCUCAUUGAAAUUGAUACAGAGAGCCAUUCUACUGCAUCCAAGAAAUGUAAAUGCUUGGAAUGCUUUAUUGGCAGUCCAUUGAAAUUUGAUAUAAGACUCAAGUUAUUGUGUUGAGAGAGAAAUAGUGAUAAAAAUUAUAUUCUUUUAUACCAUGACAAA